AUGUGUGAGGUGCAUGAAGUAAACAUAAAACAUAAGUCCAAAACAAGAUAAACAUGAACAGGGGUGCAAGGUUAUCAAUUAUGGUGGUGCACGAAGUAAAACAUGAAACAAGGGUGGCAGAGGUGCGAGGUUAGUAAAAUGGGGAGUGUAUGAAGAAGAGUGAAACAGACCCAACUGAAAUACCAAGCAGGGGUAUGGGAUUAAGAGAGGGGGUGCGCAGAGUAAAGUAUGAAACAAGUGUGGCAGGGUACGAGGUUAGUAAAAUGGGGAGUGUAUGAAGAAGAGUGAAACAUGCCCAACUGAAAUACCAAGCAGGGGUAUGGGAUUAAGAGAGGGGGUGCACGAAGAAAAGAAAGAAGAAAACCCAUAUGGAGGUGGAUGAGGUAAAAAUAGGGGUGCAUGUGGUAAUGGAGGGUUGAAGGCCUGAAGCUCUUUUCUUUAUUUUUGAAAACCCUAAUUAACUAAAGUUUAUUCAGCCUUAUCUUCUUCGUUGACGCAAGCCAUCACGACACCAGUGGCAGCGACGCGAGUUUGCUCAACCUGAAUCACUGGUGACGACGCCGACCACCGUCACAAGGCCCGCUGGCUAGGACAUUGUCGUUCCAUUCACCUCGCGUGAGUCAUCCCUGCACCAACGUUCACAACGUCUUCUCUUCAUGCAAAACCUGGAUCGAGACACGGCAGCCGCACUACCGUCACCGCUUGCUCUUACCGGCGACGCCAUCACCCUUCGCUUCACUCCGCGCAAAACGCUGCUGCACAUGCGUCUCCUCCUUCGCUUCUCCAGCGCGUUCAAGAUAGGGGCUGCACCGAUCCACUUCGCGACCGUGAGGUCUCGCUCGCCGGAUACCGUCGUUAGCGGUUUUAGCCGCCUCAAGGUCGUUGUCGGUCCUGCCGUCACCGUCGAGGGAAACGUCGACGCUGCUGGUGCGCGAGGACUCCGCGGUUCGUCAUCACGCGACCAUCACUCCUCCGUUCACGUGACCACACGCGACCACACUCCCAUUCAGAGCUUCAAAUCGCCGGCGGCCUCGCCGGCGGCGAGGUCGAAAUGGUGAUGUGAUGUUGAGACGGUGGCUCUACGAAUGGGUAUGUUGCGGGGUUGGAUUGGGAAGCCGCGGGAUUGGGAUGGAGAACGGGUUUUUCGGUGUGUUGAAGAU
This is a messenger RNA of Vigna unguiculata (cowpea), 1160 nucleotides long. RefSeq lists its product as uncharacterized. The record is from RefSeq and is a predicted model, not a curated record. Lineage: Eukaryota; Viridiplantae; Streptophyta; Magnoliopsida; Fabales; Fabaceae.